Molecule: messenger RNA, 1848 nt
Organism: Rhizophagus irregularis DAOM 181602=DAOM 197198
Lineage: Eukaryota; Fungi; Glomeromycota; Glomeromycetes; Glomerales; Glomeraceae
Source: RefSeq, a predicted model, not a curated record
AUGUUCCGAAGUUAUUAUGUUUCUAACAUUAGUCAACGCAGUUAUAUUAGACAACGAUAUAGCGCAUUCAAUAUAGCUUCGACGUUAAACAGAACAAAUGAUAACAUAGCUACUGAUAGUAAUGAUCAUGAUAUUAUAGAUAUUUAUGAUGAAGACGAAGAAAUGACGCCAACCAUCGAUACAAAAAGUGCAGAAAGUGAAAAAGUGAGCGAAGAUGAUAUAGCGUUCGAAAGUGAAUAUGAAAGGAUGAUGGAGGAGUUUAAUGAGGGCGACGAAUAUGAAGGUGAUAGAGGAGGUAAUGAAAAUGAAAGUGAUGAAGAAACAAGCGAAGAAGCAUCAGAUGAGGAAAUCAUUGAUCAACCUCUCAAUAAUGAACAACUGCCACAUUUCACACAGUCAAAUGAAUUCAAUCCAUAUUUCAACAAUAUCACUGAAUCCCUCAAUUCUUCACUAGCUACUCAAGCAUAUGACAAACUAGUUGAUAUUAUCCGUCAUCCACAGUUCAAAAAAGAUGACGUUGUGCCAAAUAGCCGACGAUUUAGGAAAUAUAGACGGAGAUAUCAUUCAUCAUAUUUGAACAAUCCUUCAAUAUCAGAUAAUAUGUACUUCGGACCGGGCCAGGAAGUCACCAAGAGUAAAGAAUUUUGGCACGGUAAUAUUUGGAAGGAAUCGCCAAAGUUUGGUCAAGCGUCUAUCACAAUCGCUCAAAAUAUUUAUUACUCGGGAGAUUUUGUAAUAUACAGAGAAUCUAAGGAAGCAAAAGGACUUGGUCGUAUAUUAGCGAUUAUACAACAAGAUGGCCAGUUAAAGAUUAAAAUCCAACGAAUUUUAAUAUUCAAAGAUUUACCAGGAAAUCUACAAAGCAAUAAUCGAAAACAAAGAUCCCAAGAAGGCGAACUUUGGUUUAUGGACCGAGAGAUGGAUGAUGCAAUCAUGAACGUCGAAUCACAAGCAAUAGUCAAUCAGUUAAACAUUUCUAUUCUUUAUGAUAAUGUUGCAAAUGAUCCUCAUUCGUAUAAAAUUAGGGAAAUUCUCUACAAACAUAACGGUCACUGGAAGAUAAGGCAUGUCAAGUAUUCAUAUCAACAUCCUUCGGAAUUCGUGACAUUGGAAGAACCAAGAACAUCUCUUCCGAUCUACAAGUUAUUUAUCGAUUUGUACUAUGACGACUUUGGGACAUUCCGCAACAUCUAUCAUUCGUUAGGCGGCGUUUACAUUCAAAUAGGCAAUAUGCCGCUUACCGAAAGACAUCAUCUCAAAAACCAUUUCAUGCUAGGAUUCGUUCCUUUUGGUGGUUCCUUCGAUGAAUUUAUCAAACCAUUCGUUACAGAAAUGAAGGUGUUAGAGAAAGGAAAAAUUAUGGACAUUCGAGGAAAUGAAUGCAUCGUUAUUGCAAGUCUUGGUUCCCGUUAUCAUCACCAGUCUGAUAAGCAAUUUGAGGAAAUAUAUGCGGCACAAACUAUUACAGAACGUAAAGCAAUCGCGGCUGAAUACGGAUUACGGUUAAAUCCAUCAAUACUCGAUCAAUUGAAGAGGGAAAGACAUCUACAGUCUCCCCAAGACGCAUAUCAUCUUACGGCUGGAAAAGUUCUGAGAUUUCUCAAGAUUACAAUCGAAGCACUUUCAUCAGAAGGAAAAUCAAAAUUUAUUACGGUUUGGAAGUCCUUUGAAUAUCCAAAGACUUGGCGAAAAUUGCCAAACCUGAUAUCACAUAUUGACAGUUUCAUGAUGUCGGACUGUUUACAACUGACCAUGAUGUUUCCUUUUAUUCUUAAUAGAUUUUUGAAAAAUACACAUUUUAAGAACUUGGAACUUGAGUUAUUUCAACGUCGAACGGGAGUUACUUGA